Messenger RNA from Geodia barretti, 1234 nucleotides. The record is from the annotation of a GenBank genome assembly. NCBI's taxonomy places the organism in Eukaryota, Metazoa, Porifera, Demospongiae, Tetractinellida, Geodiidae.
AUGUCCGUCUUCUGCAACAGUUUCGGGGCUCGUGCAGGAAGACUAGCCAACUCUCGCUCUCUGCAGCUGUUCCAAAACCAGGCUCGGGGAAGGAACCAUGAUCUGUCACGUGGUGAGCACGUGAGCUAUAGAAAGUCUAAACUUCGUCUUUUGUCGUAUAUAAUCAUCCAGGGAGACGAAGAGCAAGCAGCCGCGGGGCAAUGAACGUGUUCGACAGAACUGCAAAGAUACGUCAGAAAAACAGAGCAUGCGCCAGUCCUGACGCACAGACCUACGACUACAUUCGGAACGAGGUGGACCAGAAAUAUUUUACCAAGCAGCAAACGCAAAAAAAUUCAUUGGGGGAAUAAGGUCAAUAAUUUUGUCCGGUGCAGGUUGCUUCCCAGAUAGUGGACAGAGUGUGUGACGUCACCAGGUACUUUCCCCUGGCUCUCGACAUGGGGUGUGGGCGGAGUCACAUUGCCACGGCAACCACCAGUGAUGUCACUGGUUGCCUGGUGCAGUGUGACAUGGCAGAAAAUGCACUGCUCUCGCCAUCUCCCUCCUCCUCCUCCCGCAGUGUACCAGUUGAUGGUGCAGUGGUGGAUGAGGAGCAUUGCCUUCCUUUCUCUGACAAUAGCUUUGAUCUCAUCAUGUCCAGUCUCAGUUUGCAUUGGGUUAAUGAUCUACCUGGUGCUUUGAAGGAGGUGUGGAGAGUCCUCAGACCAGACUCCCCUCUGGUGGGUGCCAUGUUUGCUGGCGAUACUCUCUUUGAACUGCGGAGUUCUCUACAGCUGGCCGAGAUGGAGAGGGAAGGGGGGUUCUCACCUCACAUAUCUCCAUUUGUGCAAGUAUCUGACAUCGGAAGUCUCCUCAACAGAGCUGGCUUCACUAUCACCACUAUCGAUACGGAUGAGAUUCAGGUGAACUACCCCUCCAUGUACGAAGUGAUUCAAGACCUCAAAGGGAUGGGGGAGAGCAACUGUGCGUGGAACCGCAGACAUUACAUCAGACGCUCCACCCUGACGGCUGCUGCCGCCAUAUACCAUGACAUGUUUGGAGCCGAAGAGAAUGGAGUUUCAGCUACGCUUCAAAUACUCUACUUCAUCGGUUGGAAGCCAGACCACUCUCAACGAGGCCCCGCCCCCAGAGGGUCAGCUGGUGCAUCACUCAAAGACAUAGGAUCCCAUACCACAUAAUUCCAUUCCCCAUUCAUGUCUCUGUUCCAUUCCGUAUAAAUGACAUCAUAGCAAAU